AACUAUAUCAAACUGUUUAAAGUGUCAUUGCAAAUCAAAUGUGUAUUUAUAAGUCACCUAAAUUUGUGAAAAGAUGGUUUAUGAAAAGCGAUUUAAUUUAGAAGCUUAAAAAACUUUGAUUUUUGUGUAAUUUGGACGUAUAUUAGAUGCACUGAUAAAACAAUGACGUAGAACAAGAUUGUCAUAUAAGCAUAAAAUGGAGAAGAAAUUUAUGGAAGUUGAGAUUCGUAAGAGAAGAAAAAUUACAUUCUGGAAGCUGUGUACAAUUUUCCUGAUUAUUUCAACUAUUCUGUGUUUCAUUCUAUGUAUCUACUAUUCCCUUAAAAAAGAUAAAGAUUCACCAUGUUCCACCAAUCCUUGCUAUUACAACAUCACAUGCGCUGUAGUGGACGAUGCUCUCUUCUGUAUGUGCCCUGCUGGAUACAUGGGAACUUAUUGUGAAGUCACCCCAUGUUCCAACGGACCAUGUUUGAAUAAUGGUACCUGCACAGUUGCAGGGGAAUCUCACCUCUGUGUUUGCUCUGAUGAAUAUGGCGGAACGCGAUGUGAAGACAGAAAAAUAAAGGACUGCAAUGACCUGCCACAAAAUAGUAGUAGUAGUGGUGUGUAUACACUUUACCUUGAGAAUGAUAUGAAAAUAUCAGUAUUUUGUGAAAUGUCUGAAGACAAUGGAGGAUGGACAGUCGUACAAAGAAGAUUAAAUGGAAAAACGGAUUUCUUAAGGUUUUGGGACGACUACAAAAAUGGUUUUGGUGACCUUACCGGUGAACAUUGGCUAGGCAAUGACAAUCUUCAUUGCAUCCUGCAACAAAAUGCCUACAAAGUUCGAUUCGAUCUCGAAGCCUUAAAUGGAAAUACAGCGUAUGCAAUAUAUGAUAAUUUCAAUAUCAGCAACGAGGAAAAAAACUAUAAAUUGAGUAUAUCUGGUUACCAUGGAACAGCUGGUGAUUCUAUGAAAGAUUCCCAAGGUAACACCCACGAUAAUUUCAUGUUUACCACUAUCGACAGAGAUAACGAUAUUGCCGGUAGUAAUUGUGCUAUAACUAAAAUGAGCGCUUGGUGGCAUGCUAAAUGCACUUGGUCAAAUAUCAACGGACUGUAUCUUGAUGGUUAUAGUGAAAUCAAUAUGCACUGGAAUAGCUGGAAAGGAAAAUUAGGGCUAAAAACGACCAGAAUGAUGAUUAAGCCGAACUGAUAUAAUUGAAAUUCAUGAAGGGUGUGGGAGCACUUUGAAAGAAAAAUAUCAGUGAUAAAAAUAUACCUUUAAUUUUGUUCUUUUUUACAAAUCAUUUUUCUUCAGAUUUAAGAGGUAAUUUUUACGAUGUUUACUUUAAUAUUAAUCUUCGUGAUAUAAAUAUAAAUAAAAGCGUGGAGUGAAAAUAUGUUUACGAAAAUCAAAGAAGACAAUAAUUGGAAGAAAAAAAUGUUACAUGCAAGAGUCAACAAUGCCAGACAAAAGAUGGCGCGUUAUACUAUAGGAUCAAAUAUUUCUUGAAGAUUUUUUUCUGAAAUAAAAAUAUAAUAUUUGUCUAUAUUUUUA
This is a messenger RNA of Mytilus californianus (California mussel), 1540 nucleotides long. Its product is annotated as ficolin-2-like. Bases 197 to 1195 code for a protein of 332 amino acids. NCBI's taxonomy places the organism in Eukaryota, Metazoa, Mollusca, Bivalvia, Mytilida, Mytilidae. The record is from RefSeq and is a predicted model, not a curated record. The transcript is spliced from 8 exons.